This is a messenger RNA of Moneuplotes crassus, 1103 nucleotides long. The record is from the annotation of a GenBank genome assembly. NCBI's taxonomy places the organism in Eukaryota, Ciliophora, Spirotrichea, Euplotida, Euplotidae.
CUAUUCUCAGAAGAAACUGAAGAUGGAAUAAAAUUAUCAAAUAUUUCUAAAGAACUCAAAGGAUCUAUCAAUGAAUUAGAUUGAACUCAAGAGCUGAGAGAUAUGAUGAUCAAACUUGCAAGUUUGAAGAAUAAAGAAUUAAUCAAAGAGACUGUUAGUGAAUAUGAAAGGAGGGGUAAUUAUGUAAGAAUUUUUCCUGCUCCUGGCUCUGAUGAGUACAUCAAGUACUUUCAAUACCAAAAAACCAUAAAUAAAUACUUGUACAAAGUAUUAUUCAAUAAGAAACUAGUUUUGAGAGAAGAUAUUGCAGAGACACCUCAGUAUAAAUUGAACUAUGAAGUUCCUAAGUUAUCAUCAUAUCAGCAGGUCAGAGAGGAGAGCAAGAGGAUGCCUAGCUCGAAAACUGGAAUCAGUGAAGCAAGUACCUCUGAUGAAUCAAACAAACUUCCAAAAUUAAUGAAAAAGAAACAAGAAAACAGUAAAAUGGCAAUUACAGAGGAUGAUGUGCUAAUUGAGUAUGUGUCAAGAUUGGUAGAAAUAUGAAAUACAGUCAAAGAAAUAGACAUCAACCAAAAGCUAAUGAUAAAUAAAUUUAUUGAGCAUUAUGUGUGGGCUAAUCCUGACUCAAAAGAAGUCCCUUUGAAGGAGAGAAUAGUAAACCGAUACAAUGAGAUGAUAUCAAGAAGGAAAGAUUUGCUAAAAUAGCAUGAUAGAGAAAGAAAUAUUUGAUAAGGAUUUAUCCAACAGCCAGGGAUCAAAAUCAGUAGAUACUUUAGUAGAAGAAAGGGAAACACAGAAAAGGAAUAUAUUACAACAGUUUACAAUUAAAUAAUUUAGAAGAAAUGCUGACAAUGAAUUCUCCUUCAGUUAGGAAUGAAACACAGAGGCUUAACAGAAGCUCAGAUGAUAGAAGAUCUAGGAAGAAUGGAGUAAAGAAUGUAGCACGAGACGUCAUCAAUACUUUGGUUCCUUCUGGAAAAUAUGGAAUUUUGAAUCUUUUGGACACAAGCAAUAAAGGAAAUAAAGGAAACGAUAAGAAGAGCUUUGAGAUUAGAAGAAGGAAAAAAUUUAUAAGAAAUUUAAAGAAAUAAUUAUAAGCAAUA